AUGGGAAGCGGCGGUGGCGGAGGUUCAGCAGGACCUUUGGGCGGCGCAGCCGGUAGCUCAGGGUCGGGGGGAGGCGGGAACAACAUGAUGAUAUUCUCAGCCCCCGCCUCGUCCUCCGCGGCGCUCACCGACCCUUUCUUCUCUUCUCCCCACAGAAACCCUAAUCACAGUCUGUCCAGUUUCAUGGCUAGCCUUCCCCCCUUUCAUGGCUUCCCUAGUAUCAUCCCUGUAAGUUCUCUCCAUUUUUUCUCUCUUCGUAUGCCUGCAUUUCUUCAUUUAUUCCGGAUUUAAGUUCAUGAUAGAAACACCACGUCUAGAUGUGGAAUCAUAUCCUUUACUCAUCAUUCUUUUCCUCUCUCUAGAAGUUGUAUCCUUUGAAUCCGGAGUAAAAGUUUAUGCUAGAAACAACAAUGUGUGAUGCUUUCUUCUCUAUUUGUGGGUGCAGAAGGAGGAGGGAGGGACGGUGGCUGGCAUGGGGAUGGGCAAGGAGGUGGAGAUGGAGAGCGGCGGCUCGGGGAGUGCUCAGCUCGACGGCGCCGCCAGUUGUGGUGAGGACCAAGACGACGACCUCCUCUUCGCGUCACAGCAGCAGCCGCAGAACCGACAGCAGCAGCAAAACGGCAGCCAAGCCAAGAAGAAGCGCUACCACCGUCACACCGCCCACCAGAUUCAAGAAAUGGAAGCGUGAGCGACCCCCAAACUAUUACCGAAAACUUCAAGAAUAAUUCGGUGUACACAUACAUUAGCUUUAAAUGUACGUGGUUUCGUAUUUUGAUGUCUGCAGGAUGUUCAAGGAGUGCCCACACCCGGACGACAAGCAGCGGCUGAAGCUCAGCCAGGAGCUGGGCCUGAAACCACGGCAGGUCAAGUUCUGGUUCCAGAACCGCCGCACCCAGAUGAAGGUUAGGGUUUCGACAAUCCCCUUUAAUACAUCCCUCUCUCUCUCUCUCCCUCAAUUCCCAAUCUGCUUCGGUAACGCUCGAUGCGUUCGGAAGAUCCUCCUACCUGCUAAUUAAUGCUGCGAGGGGAGCGAAAGGUAGAAAAUGGAAAGGAGAGAGUAGCAAACGAGUUUUUUGGAGGGCUGGGGGUCUUCGCACGUGCUUCAUCGCAUGAUUCCGAAGCGUUGGCACGCUUGCGUACCACCUCUUUUUGGUUCUUUCCCUAUUCUCUUCCUCCGUUUCCAUGGCGACGAUAAUAACAAUAGAAGGAGAUGGUGCAGGCGCAGCAGGACCGGGCCGACAACGUAAUGCUUCGGGCGGACAACGAGAGCCUGAAGAGCGAGAACUACCGCCUCCAGGCCGCCAUGCGCAACGUCAUCUGCCCCAGCUGCGGCGGCCCCGCCGUUUUUGGCGAGGUCUCCUUUGACGAGCAGCAUCUCCGCCUCGAGAACGCCCGCCUCAAAGACGAGGUAAAGAAGGGAAACCUACAAGUUCUUCAUUCCGGGGGUUCGCACGUGAGAGGGAUCUCGACACGGGUGAGACACCUCUUCUGGGCAAAGCGCGUGAAUUGAUUGCUCUCCGUGCAUGCACAGACACGUGCGUGCUCUUCUCCUCCUCGACCCUUCUGCAUGUGGAGGGAGUUGGCGUGCAGAGAGAGAGAGGGAGAGAGCACAGUGGCCUCUCCGUCCAUUUCGCUAUGAUUUGUAGUGGCUAUACGCCCUAAUCCAAUAGAAGGGAGAGAGAGAGAGAGAGAGAGCGAGAGCGAGAGAUCUACUCUCAUCUCUCGUAGGAGGUUCCACAUCUUCUGCGGUUUCAUGGCUUUAUCCAUGAAACAUAGAGACCCAGCUGACGAGUUUCAUCUGUGUUACCAGCUGGAGAGGUUGUCGUGCAUCAUAUCGAGGUACGGGCACCGAACCGUGCCGCCACUGGUUGCGGGGACGUUGCCGCCGCCGGGACUGCUGCUGCCGCCGUCGCUUGACCUCGACAUGGGCAUCUACGCCCGCCACUUCAGCGAGCAGACGGUUAUGAACCCCUGCGCCGACGUCAUGACCACCCUCUCCUCCCGCGCUCCCGGUUUUGCGGCGGCAGGGAUGACGGAAGCUGGUCAGCAGGUUGACUUCCAGAGCGAGUUAUUCAUCAUGGACCAAGACAAGACCCUCGCUCUGGACCUAGCCAUGACGGCGGCAGAGCAUCUGGGGAGGUUGUGCCGCAAGAACGAGCCGCUGUGGAUCAGAGGAGCCGCGGGUGGCGGUGGUUGCGGCGGCUACGAUGUGUUGGACCUGGACGAGUAUCAUAGGGCGUUCCAGUGGCCAGUUGACCUAAAGCAGGGGCAAGGGGGCAUCGAAUUCAGAAUCGAGGCGACGAGGGAGAGUGCUCUCGUCAUCAUGAACAGCAUUACACUGGUCAACUCCUUCAUGGAUGUCGUAAGUAUCUAUCAUAAAGUCGCCAUACGUUAGUCGACCAUUUUAUCGACCAUUUUAUCCCUGUUGAAUUCUAAUCCUCAGAAAUGCCAAUAGAGGGUAGUAUAGCCUCGUCUCUACGUUUUAGUCCGGAUUUCUCUUUUUAACUCUCUCUCUCUCUCUCUCUCUCUCUCUCUCUCUGGUUAUACGUCCAGAACAAAUGGGUAGAGAUGUUCCCUUCUAUCGUCUCGAGCGCCAAGACCAUCCAAGUGCUUUCCUCUGGUAUCUCAGGCCACGGGAAUGGCUCUCUUCAUCUGGUAAUCCUCAUUUUAAGUUGACUAAUUUCGUAAUUCCUAUGAAAUUUCCAUAGAUUCGGAACGUUCCACUGGCCUUUGCGCCCACUCACACGCUCUCUCUCUCUCUCUCGAUGCAGAUGUACGGCGAGUUCCAGUUUCUCUCUCCUUUGGUACCCAUGAGAGAGGCUUACUUCUUCAGGUAUUGCCAGCAGAAUGCCGAGGAGGGGACCUGGGUAGUGGUGGAUUUCCCAGUUGAUGGCUUCAAUGAUGGGCUCCAAGUUCCUUUCACUAGAUACAGAAGGCGUCAUUCAGGCUGCGUUAUUCAGGAUAUGCCGAAUGGGUACUCCAAGGUGAGCCCCAUUUGCAUGCUUUCCAAUAAAGAUUUGAGAAUCUUAUGACUGGUGGGUUCUCUAGAACGUUGAACGGUAUUUUUCUAUUUAAUUUUUAAUAUUAAAUUAUACGGCUGUUACAUGUGUUUUUCUGUGAAUUACUGUGAUUUCUCCUUUAAUAUGUUUCUCUGUUUCCGUUUCGGUUCUCUGUGUCAAAGCUUUGGGUGAGCUUGAAAAACUUAGGAAGAUUUAGCCGGACAUGGGAUCAAAAUAUUUAGUUGAAGCAUACUGGAAAAAAAUGUAAAAAAUAAGGAAUUAAGAAUAAAAAUGUAAGAAAUUAUUCGUAGAAAUAUUAUUAUAUUAACUUUUGGUUGUAAGAAGUUCCCAUUUCACCUAAUACAUUUUUUUUUUUACAAUUAUCAUUUUUUGUAUAAUUACAAUAUGCAUGUUCUUGACGUUUCCUUAUAGAUUUUGUCGCUCGAAAAUUGAGGGAUUACACUAGAUCAAAGAAACAUUCCACAGUUUAGUGCGCGCGCGCCAUCUUUUUGCCUGAUUUGAUCGAAAAUAUAGGGAAGAUCGCCUGAAAUGGAUGACAUCUGUACUUUCGUUUGGAAUCAGAUCGCCUGAAAGGGAAGACGGUUGCUAUCUGUCUCUACUUAUUGCUCAUGGUUAAUGAGACUACAUACGCCAUCUUCAUGCGCGGUCCACACUGCAUAAGACAGCUCUGAGUCUAAAUAAGAGCAACCGUCUUCAUUCAGGUGACGUGGGUGGAAUUCGCCGAGGUUGAAGACAAGCCCGUGCAUCAGAUAUUCAAUCAACUCGUCAGCAGCGGCAUGGCCUUCAGCGCGCAACGAUGGUUGGCGGUCCUUCAACGCCAGUGCGAGCGUCUUGCCAGCCUCAUGGCGAGAAACAUUUCCGAUCUUGGAGGUACUUAACAUCGAUGAACCUUAAUCUAUAUCUAAAUAAAACUUUAGGAAUAGUCUCACAAUCAUUUGACCGAGUGUUUGGGACUUCUUCCACGCAUUGUCGGUUGAAUCGGCCCUCGAUACACGGACUAUUAUGAUACAGAACCACAAUCUACUUUGAAAUUCGCGUUUAUCUCGACCCCUCGCGAACGAUUUUUUUUCAUACGUUCGGUUUAUUUAUAUAAUUUUGAGCGGAGAAGCCCUAGGUAUUUAACCAGCGUCUAGUAUUUUCCCUUCGAGAAUGGAACUGACUCUUCAUGAUGUUUCAUGCUGCCGUGAAAACGAUCUACUGAGAAACCCUUGUUUAUGGUGGCAUUGCCCAGAUUUCCGGCCGACUCCCCGCGUUUUUGUGUCCUGUUAUUGUUAUGAUACCGGGGCCAUGGACGGAUGAUCUUGAGAGAAACCCGUGUUUAUCAUAACCUACUCUUAUUGUUUUCUAGAGUAAACAAUCGUUUAUUUCCGAAUGAUCUUGGAGGUACGUCCCCGCUUCUCCACCACGUCCAGGUGGUUUAUCAAGCAUGGGAACACAGUAAUAGAGCCACUCUUGUGACGAUAGUGCAUGUUCUUCGCUGUUUUCUCAUAUAUUCCGUCUCUUUUCCACUCAACAUGUUGAGGAGACCAUAACCAGGUCAUUCCUGCCACCAUAUUCCACUCUGCGGAAGAAUAGUUAAUCCAGAAAUCCGCUCCUGAGAAGAAUCUGCCAUUCCUGUUUUGAUAUUGCAUUUGUAGAAGAAUCUAGUGAGAAGCACGUGCUUGUUACAACCUUUAUCCACCAUUUCUGAUACGUUGGAAUGGUUAUUGCCCCAGUGAUCCCCUCGCCAGAGGCCCGGAGGAACAUGAUGAAGCUCUCCCAGAGGAUGGUCAGGACCUUCUGCAGUAACAUCAGCUCCUCGGCUGCACCGUCAUGGACGGCACUCUCAGAUUCGUCCGGAGACACGGUUAGGGUUACGACCAGGAAGAACAUGGAACCCGGCCAACCCAACGGCGUCAUUCUCUGUGCAGUAUCCACAACGUGGCUGCCCUACUCCGCCGACCAGGUGUUCGAGCUUCUGACGGAUGAGAAGAGGAGAUCCCAGGUUCGGCCGCAGCACUUGGCCCUCAUUUCUAUCAGAGUGUUUAUUGAUAUUUCUGAGAAGUCGAUCCCGCUGAGGCUGAUGUUGAUCUCCGGCGUUGAAUGUGCUCCAGCUGGACGUGCUCUCCGGGGGGAACUCGCUGCAGGAGGUGGCUCACAUCGCCAAUGGAUCCCACCAGCGGAACUGCGUCUCUCUUCUCCGCAUCAACGUAAGAACAGUUAGAUUUCUCGACUCCUCUUAUUAUUCUUCUCUCUUCUGUCUCUAUUUUGGCUCCUCAAGUUUUAUCGUAAGCUCAAGAAGGGCUUCAGAUGAUGCUCAAUUAGUCUAUCUUCUCCCAAUUCAGCCCAGCUCUUCCUCUCCGAACUCAUUCCCCCUCCUCGUCUCUGGGAAAGAAUAGGAAGACUUGCAUUCAAUCUCGCGAAGAGCCUAAUCCGAUGUUUUUUGGGUCUAUUUUCUCCCAGUCUAACGUCUCUCGUCGAUCCCUAAACAUCUCUUUCGUCCUCUCUGUCUCUCUCUUUAAAGAAGAGGGUUUAUUCCACAAGACGCUCGAGACAGGCAUAAUCUGAUGCUUUUUCUAGUCCACUUACCCCCAAUUAAGCACCAUUUCUCCCAAUUCAGCGUAGCACACCCGAUAAGCUAGCGGCGUGUUCUUUAGCGCUGUUUUAAGUCCGUUUUCUCACAAUCCAACCAGGAUAUGUAGGUCUUUUAGGUUUUCGGAAGAGUUCAUCAGUCUCCCUUCUUUCUGUGUGGGGUAGCUGGACAGCUAGGGUGGUGGGCGGGAGGGCUUGCGAGGUGGGGGUUCCUUGGUCGUCUGAAUUGACAGCAACAGUAAAUAAGCCUCAGAAGGGUUGCCGAGGGGUCUUCAAGUUUGUCUGCGCAGUUCAUCUGUCAGAAAUCUCACCCUCUUUCUUGCUGCACUGUUGUUGGUCUUCGAUUUAUUCUCUCUCUCUCUCUCUCUCUCUCUCCCAUUCUCUCUGUGGGUGGUGCAGGAUCUAACGUGGGUUUAAUGCAGGCUUCUAGCAACUCGUCCCAGAACGUGGAGCUGAUGCUGCAGGAGAGCAGCACCCACCCGACCGCCGGCAGCCUCGUCGUCUGCGCCAACGUGGACGUGAACGGGAUCCAGCUGGCGAUGAGCGGCGAUGACCCCUCGUGCAUUCCGCUCCUCCCCAUGGGCUUCGUCGUCCUCCCCGCUACGGCGAUCCCCGAGGACGCCACUGCCGGUGGGGCCGGCGCCGGCGGCUGCCUCCUCACCGUGGGCCUCCAGAUCAUCGCCAGCGCGAUACCCUCUGCCAAGCUCAACCUCUCCAGCGUCAAUGCCAUCAACAACCACCUCUGCAACGCCGUCCACCAGAUCAGCACCGCCCUCGCCGGCGGCGCAGGGGCCGACCAGGCGGCGCCGCCGCCCUUCCCGGAGGUCAAGUGAACCAGACAAGGCGGCCGGAUCACCCUCACCAGCACCGUCCCUCUCCAGAGCAGCGAUGAUCUGAAAUGACGAAAAUACCAUCGAUCCGUCGAUGGCAUUUUGGGCAUUUCAGACCCAUCCCCUCCCUCUCCGCCCUGCAGCUUGGGCUAGGGUUUUGGGGGAGUCUCCGUGGUGAUCUGCGGCCGAAGCUCAAUAAAACCCGGGAACGAAGGCAGGAACGUCAAGGAAGCUAUCGUCGUCGUCGUCGUCGUCGUCCUUUUGCCGGGAAUCUGUUGUUUCCUUAGAUUUCUUUUGGACUGCGGGGAAGAAGAAGUCUGAACAGUGGAGAGAGAUGCGGGGUGGAGAACAGUGGAGAGGGGGAGCAGCGGGGGGGAGUCAAGAGCGCACCAGAGGCCAUUAACUGCCCUGCCAUCGGAGAUCAGGCGGGAAGACGGCUGCUGGUUCGGGAAUUGACUCUUCCUCCUCCCACUCCUCCUCCCUGUCAGUGGGUUGUCUUCGUCCGCUUCUUCUUCUUCUUCUUCUGACUGUGUAUGUUAGGUGUGGAUGCUUUGUGGGUUGCAUUAACUGCCCAUUUAUGUUCUUGCGAUGCCUUCCUUCGCCCUUGUUUCUUGUGGGGAUGCCCGUCCUCUCCGUUUCUACAGUUGGGCUUUUAUGAAUGAAGGGUCCUCUCAGGGUGGGUGGGAGGGGCGAGAGAGAGAGAGAGAGAGAGAGAGAGUAAAUGUAGGUGCAGGAGGGUGGGGUGGGGGCAUUUACUCCACCCUACUGUAAGUGACGAGAGAAAGUCAGAUGAUCAACGGUCAUUAGAAUGCUCAUAUCAAUCUGUUAACUGGUUUGGACUCUCUCUCUCUCUCUCUCUCUCUCUCGCUCUCUAUCUACCUCUAUCUGUAAGAAGCUCAAUCAGUGUAAAAGUUUGAAAGCAUCACAUGGCGGUCCUCAGAAGACCCAUUUACGGCUAGUCUUUCUCAACUUCUAUCCCAAAAUCAACCGUAACCAUGGUUCAACCUGCUCUCUCUCUCUCUCUCUCUAGAUUAUAUGAAGGGUUGGGACUGGAACAAGCCCAGAUUUUGAUGAGGCCCAAGCCCAUCCAAUCCAAUCCACAUUUGACUUCCGGAGUGGGUAGAAGUUCAAAAGACGUAACAUUGAUAUAUAUAUAUAUAUAUAUAUAUAUAUAUAUAUGGCUAGCGAGAGAGAGAGAGAGAGAGAGAGAGAGAGAGAGAGAGAGAGAGAAGGGAAUUAGGAUGAUGAAGCAUUAGAAAACAUAAGGAUAAUAUUAAGAACCAAUGUAUUGAACUAUAGUUACCAUAAAAAAUAGCCCUUUAGUCGAGGGAACCAUGUUUUUGGUAACAUCUGGAGUUCCCAAUUGCCAACUGGACAAUGUCUUUUUGGGCCGGCCCAACGCUAUCCUCUCCGAACCGCUCCAUUAUUGGGCCGAACAGAAUUUCAUGGCGGCCCAAUUCACGGCCCGUUUUUCGGCUCAAUAAAGGGUCGAGCCCCCGUUUCCCUUCCCUCCCCUCCCCAAUUGUGAGAUGCUGAGCUGGCGACCGUCCGACGGGGCCUCCAACUCGGUGAUGAUGGUCAACUAGCCUCGCCCGCUGACUUGCACCGCUUCCCUCACCUAACCCAGCCGUCAAGACACUCACCCGGUCCUCGCAUGGCCUGGUCAACCUUCCCGCUCUUGCUUUUCCCGACGGUAUCUUUCUCUGACCACGUCCUCGCUGACCAGUCAACGCAUAGACCGAGAGCGAUGCGACUAGUGGUGCUCUAGAAAUUCUUACCGGACUCGUGCCACGUAGCGGGGGAAUAUGCCGCACGUGCUUUCCGUUGUCGACCUGCCUGCCGGUGGGAUUGCGGCGUCAGGUUCACGGGUGGGGUCCACACAAUCGAUGGCUCUGCCAGCGAUCUGUGGAUCUGACGGGCUACAUUGGUCACUCGUGAGGUGGGACCCACGGUAGGUGGAGCGUUCAUUCGAACCACGUAGCACUCCGCCAGGUCACAUCCCUAACCGGGGGGGGGGGGGUAUGACAGGGGAUAAAACACGGGAAAUGAUAAAAUAACUAGAGUUGACUAGUUCGACAUCUUAAAUAAUGUCAACAGCCUUCACUAUCAUUCAGAGUCCUCCACUCGUAUUUUACCAUUUGGGGUGGCGUUGACCAAAGUCAUCGGAUUCCCAGCACCACAAAUCAACCAAUGAUUGACUUAUCCUUCAAAACCCACCGAAACGGGGGGACUUUUCCGUGGGUGCAGAUUGUAGAUGACCUCAUGUCACUGUGACGUCAUGAUGACGAUGCAGUGGUUACUAUUUUUGCAUCCUGACGUCUCUCCUGUAAUCCUUAUGUUCCUAAUUUUGGGCUGCCCAAUGAAGUAAGAGUCAACGGGCAGCCGGCGCUACGACCAGUCCAAACAUUAGAGAGAGAGAGAGAGAGAGAGAGAGAGAGAGAGAGAGAGAGAACCAGGUCGGGCCGGACCGGGCUGGACCGAUUUGGCUAAUUGGAGCCGUAAAAGCUGGAUAGAAUCGGGGCGGCUCGAGCCACGGACUUGAGUAAUUGCGGCUAGGGAGGGUGUGGAUGCAAAGACCAAACUUUGGUGGGGUUUUUCUGGAAAUUUCAUUCCGCGGGUUGUCAACUCACGGGUCUUCAGCUCCCUCAGCGCCUGGCAGAGGAGGAAACGGCGGCGGCGGCGGCGGCGGCCGCGGUGGUUACACACGCUUUCUCUGACGACCGCCAGUGUAAGACCCUUUCACGUGGGGGUGAAUGUUCUCUUACGGUUACCGGAGCGGCCGUGCCCUCUUUAUGGCGCAGGAAAGAAAUGAUGCAAUACGGGAUAAGGUAACCGCCAGGUAGCGGGAGUCGCCCGUCCGUAACUGCCAGCUCAUCCCGUUCUGGCAGGGAAGCUAGAUCUGACGGCUGAGAAUCCAUCGAAGCGACACGCGUCGGCUUGUAGGGGAUUAUCUUGCUCCCCCCCCGUCUCUCAGAACACCCUAUUUUGACUGGAAAGUGACGCCGGCCUAGGGAGGGGCGUUAAAUGUAUAAAGGACUUUUAUACCCUCAACUUGAUGGCGGAUCGACUGAUCGGACGGUUUAGAAUGAGGUUGGAUGGUAAAUCUUUAGCAAGCGAGGGGUUUGCGGGAACGACGAAGGGCCCGCCAAACGCGCUUCCAUCGGGCGAGGCGUUUGGUUGAACCACUGCAACCACCACUUUUUAAUUAUUAUUUUAAUAAUAAAUAUAAUAAUGAUUUAAUAAAUUCGCGCGUCCUACUUGUCUAUUUGCUCCUUUUUCUGCUCUCUCUCUCUCUCUCUCUCUCUCUCUCUCUCUAUGCUUUUGUUCUCCAGGGAGACUCGCCGGUGGGUGGUUGUGGUGGGAAGUCUCCGUUAGCCGGCGGGAGGAUUCUGGUGGCGUCUCCUCCUUGCUGGGUGCGUGGGAGGACGGGGUGGAAUCGUCUGGGGCCUUCUCGUGGGACUGAGGAGGCUCGGAGGGGCCGGAUCUCGUCGUUGAUUGAUUCCCUCCUCCGAGAGUAAUGUGGUACUGGAGCUCGGGGGAGGUGGCGGAGGGAAGACGGUAGAGGUUUGGGGGACUCUUCUGUUCGCCAGGGACAGUCUGCGGUUGUUGGAAGCGUCGCCCGCUCUGGGAGAGGGUCCCUAGGCCCAGGGAAAUCGGUAUGAGAUGGUGAGCCGUGUGAUCUCAGAAUUUACUCACACUUCCGUCAUGUUUCCCCCCUUGUCUUCUUUUCCCUUCUUGUAGUUGAUUCCGCAGCGAUGUGCUGCCGCCUUGGUAGUUUUGUUUUACGUUGACCGCGCUGUGUUGGUCUUAUCCUUUGCUAGAUUUCGCCCUCGUUCUCAUGCGUCAGCUUAAAACAUUUGCUCUGGUAAAUAGGAUGCAUCACAGGGAACAGUCUGACGAUUUUUUCAAUUUUAUUGGUCAAUCUGUUAAUCGGGUCUAUUCAGGGUUCUCCUCCUUUUAAUGCGGGAAACACAAGGUCGAAAGCUCUGUUGCAUUGCUUAAUUCUCUUUGCAAUCUUCUGAAUUCUCACUCUAAUUUAACGUGAUGUAUGCCUAUGUGAAAUGCUUUAUUCUAAGAUUUCGUUGACCUUUCUGUUAUAGGGAUGUUGGAUGUAAUGCUUAAGGUUGUCAGCAACACAGAACUAUAUAAAAUAAAUUGGGUGGAUCAGAUAAACGAUAUGCAUAACUAUUUUUUGGACUCUGUAGUCGCAACUUUUGUUCUUAUUUACUAUGAAUGGGUUUCGCAGUAGUAUGGAGCUCCUGCUUCACUGGUAGAGCUGUGUGCUUCUAGAUCUUCCUUGUUGAUUUAAGUUACGAAACUGGUCAAUUUGUUUACUGUGAUUAGAUGAGAUUUUUGUGAAUGUCAACCUCUUGACUUGGUUGUUUGCUAAUGUCAACAAUUGUCCGUGUUUUAUUCUUCUAAAUUUAAGCUAGCAAGAAUAAACAUAAUUCUUUCGGUAGAAAAAAGUUCCGUGUUGUUUAAUUUUUUUUAUUUUCUUCAUAUGAGGGAUUGCUAUUUUGUUUUGCCCUCUUUAACCUUCCAAUGAUAGGAAGUUUGCCUUUUUUACCUUCUCUGUUUUACUUUAUUGCGUAUUGGGAAUGAUUUAGAUUCUGAUUAACUUCUUUGCCUUCUUAUUUUUGACUUGUUCUCUACUGUCCUUUUUUUCUGCAGGUGGAAGGAAAAUCUUGUCUGUCUAGGGAGGUUAAGACUAGGUUAGAAAUUCUCAAGCGUAAAAGGCUUCAGCAAUUGAAAUCGGGUGUCACACACGGAAGGGAUGUUUCUAAUAUGAGGACGAGAAGUGGAGGGGAUGCCUUGAAAGCAUCUUCUUCUUAUGGAUGCCCACCGCAGGGCAAUGCAGAUGGAUUUGCUUUCAACUUUAAUGCCUCUCCUGCAAAGGAUGCCUUUGCUAAGCACAAGGUUGAAAAGCUUCCAAUUUCAAACUUAGAAUGGAUUGAGAAAAUCCCGGAAUGCCCCAUUUUUUCUCCAUCGAAAGAAGAGUUUGAGGAUCCGCUCAUCUACUUGCAAAGAAUUGCUCCCAUUGCUUCAAAAUUUGGUAAUAUUCAAUUUCCUGAUUUUAUUAUUUCUAGGUACUACGUCAAUGUAUGCUUUGUUCGAUCUAGGUCCUGUAUUUUUAAAGCCAUCCUCAUCACAAAUGCUUUUCUCAAUCACAUCAAAGCUCUUCUGUCUAACGACUAAUUUCUGAAUCUCAGGAGACUCACUGUUCAUUUUCAUUUUCAUGUCUUCUCUUUAAAGUAUCUUUUUUGUUGAUAUUUCAAUGGUUUCCUUCAAUUUUGUCGAAUCGAAUCAGAACAUUUGCUUUAAUUCUCAUAAGACAGGAAUAUACCAUCGACUUAAGUUGUGUUGCUCCAUAUUUCUUUUCCUGGCAUCAAGUUCUUGAUCUCAACAGAAAUACUGCGACGUACAUUUGGUGAUAUUUGUUGGAAGAUAGAAUGGAGAAUAGUUAUUGUCCACAUAUAUUUAGCUUUAAAUUACAUUCUGGAGCUUACGUGUAGUACAAUGCUGUAGGCAUUUGCAAGAUAAUAUCCCCGUUGAGUGCCUCUGUACCUGCUGGCAUGGUAUUAAUGAAGGAGAAAGCUGGAUUCAAGUUUACGACCAGAGUUCAGCCUCUCCGUCUUGCAGAGUGGGAUAGAGAUGAUAAGAUUACAUUUUUCAUGAGCGGAAGGUAAUCAUGUUGUUCAACAAGGGACGAUAUUUUAAUUUGGGCGGUUUAUGAGUAUUUGAACGAUUUUUCAGGAAUUAUACAUUUCGUGAAUACGAGAAAAUGGCAAACAAGGUGUUCUCCAGAAGGUACUCGAGUUCAGGGUGUCUUCCAGAAAGAUACCUAGAGGAAGAAUUUUGGCAUGAAAUAGCCUUUGGGAAGACAGAGUCGGUUGAAUAUGCAUGUGAUGUUGAUGGCAGUGCCUUCUCAUCAUCGGCUAGAGAUGAGCUUGGAAAAAGCAAAUGGAAUCUGAAGGUGAUAUUUUGUUUUUUCAAUUUUUAUAUCAUCUGCCGAUGAAAUUUAAUGUUGUAGCUUUGAUGGCCCCUGUAGUCAGAAUAAAUCGGUUUUUUUUUUUGGUUCUCUUUCAGCUUAUGUAAAAACACUUGCAGGGUUAACAUUUUCUCAUGUGCACUGGCAUUGGUACUUGUAUUAGAUUUUCUGAUUAUAUUGGUUGUAUCUCUGGCAUUGGUACUUGCCUUUCUAAUCGGGCUUCUUCAUUAAGAAAUCAGUCUCUGAUCAAAGUUGAAGAAGAAUAGAUGCGAACAUGUCUUCUUCUACAAAAAUACAUCAGAACAAAUUUAUGGAUCCGGAGAAAGAAGAUGCUUCUAGUUAAAAAAAUAAAUAAAAUUAUGCCUUAAAUUUUAUGGAUCUGAAGUUGGGUUGUCUCUGUGGCCAUCUACCGACGAAGUAUCCUUCUUAAUAUUCUUCACCUUAUGUAAAAACACUGGCAUUUGUACCUGAUGCUUGUUUUACCUCAGACCUCUACUAGUAUUACAUUUAAAAUUUUGUGUUCCCUUUUUUCUUCUGGUAAUCCAUUACUUAUCCUCCUUUUGUGCAUUGCGGGCAGAAACUUUCCCGUCUACCGAGGUCAAUUCUGAGGCUUCUGGGAACAGCUAUACCGGUAAAUUAUUUUUUCUGGCUUUUGAAGUUCAAUAACUGUUACAUCAGUUACGAUUGCAGCUUUUGAGUAUGUUAUUUCUAACAACCGUGUUUUCUUUUCAGGGAGUGACUGAUCCCAUGCUUUACAUAGGAAUGCUAUUCAGCAUGUUUGCUUGGCAUGUAGAGGACCACUAUCUCUACAGGUAAUUUUAAAAGAUGACGUAAGAUCUUUUUAUUCUCAAUCUUGUAUUUUUAUCAUUCCGAUUGGUUCCUACCUCUGUGCUUGAUUGUUGUCACUUCGGAGUAGAGAAUGCAGUUGGCUAACAUGGAAUUCAGUCAUCUUAUUCUUGAUUAUGACUGAUAUUCAUGUUGUUACUUUUUCCUACCAGCAUUAAUUAUCAUCACUGUGGAGCCUCAAAAACAUGGUAUGGGAUUCCUGGGAAUGCUGCUCUCCAUUUCGAGAAGGUCGUGCGGGAGACGGUCUAUUCUCAUGAAAUUUUAUCAAGCAACGUAGAUGAUGCAGCAUUUGAUGUUCUUCUCGGGAAAACAACCAUGUUUCCACCAAACAUUUUGCUCGACCAUGGUGUCCCCGUCUAUAAAGCCGUACAGAAACCUGGGGAAUUUGUCAUCACCUUUCCUCGGGCAUACCAUGCAGGUUUUAGCCACGGUAAGAAAUGUUUCAUGCAUAAUUGUCUUCUCCCCCGAGAUUGAAAUAUUAACUUCCUUGACUAAAUAUGCACUAUCUUAUGAUCAACUUUCAGGUUUUUAAUUGUGGCGAGGCGGUCAAUUUGAUUCAUAUCUGAUAUUUCAUGCAUAAUUGUCUUCUCCCCCGAGACAUAAAUAUUAACUUUCUUGACUAAAUAUGCACCACCGUAUGAUCAACUUUCAGGUUUUAAUUGUGGCGAGGCGGUCAAUUUUGCGAUUGGCGAUUGGUUUCGACUAGGAGAAAUGGCUAGUCAGCGGUAUGCACUCCUCAAUAGGGUGCCACUUCUGCCUCACGAAGAACUUCUCUGUAAGGAAGCAAUUAUUCUCCACAAUAGAUUCUCUGAUCCCAAGGACCGAGCCUUUUCAAGUGAAGACGUGGUUUCACAUAAAACCGUCAAAGUUUUAUUCGUGCAAAUGAUGCGAUUCCAGCAUCGUGCUCGCUGGUCCCUGACGAAAUCUGGAGCACGAUCAUAUUAUUCCCCAAAUUCUCAGGGAACCAUUCUUUGUGGCAUCUGCAAGCGUGAUUGCUAUCUAUCUUAUGUCACAUGCAACUGCCAUGAACAUCCCAUCUGUCUUCGCCACGGUAGGAUUCUAACAUCGCCUUCUACAGUUUCCAUCACUUUUCGCAUACAAUCAUUUUUGGGAUUAUUAACGUCUACAUAUUUCCUGUUUAUGAGCUUUCAGAGACUGAGAUGGUCAACUGUCAAUGUGGUCGAAAUCGUGCCGUCUUUUCUCGGGAGGAUAUCUUUGAAAUGGAAACUGCAUCUCAGCGGUUUGAACAGGACGAGGGAGUACUUGCAGAGAUGGAGAGACAGAUCGGAAGUAAUGAUGAAACCCUAAUGUGGCGAUAUUUCUCACCUGGCAGCAGAGAGGAUGGCUAUGUUCCAUAUUGUGGUAUCAAUAUUGAAGUGGGCUUCAAAGAUCUAGAGCAAUCUCAUCACCGAUCACUUGAUUUUGUUUCAAUAUCAAAAAAAGGCAUCUAUUCAGAUAACGGCAGUGACUUAGUUAAAGAUGAUGGUUCGCCAGAAUAUAUCUACUCAUUUGGGACUUCAAAUGUUUCUUCUGCAUUGAAGCCUGACAGAAGAAGAUCUUCAUUUAAUGAUGAAGUAAGUGUUUACAUUCUACUAGAUUCAUCUAAUUCCUUUUGACUUUGGAUAAUUGUUGCAUCAAUAAAGGCGCGGAUGCGCUGGGCAUUAUUUACAUCUUCCUCCUUAUGUGGCACGCAGGGUUCUUUCUAUAAAGCGUUGACCAAUGGAGAUGAGGUGUGCAGAGAGGGGUCAGGCAGCGCCGAUUACUGUGUUCAAUCAUCUAGCAAGUGCUCGGGAACCAAUUCCUGUUCUCCAUUCAGAGAGAUCUUCCAAGAGAGUGACGACUCUGAUUCUGAGAUAUUUAGGGUGAAGCGUCGGUCCACUUCCAGAGAAGAGCAGAAAUCCUCCUCCAGUCUCUUGAACUCCGACUUCUCUGAGCAACAGGUUUGACUUUUUAUCUUUUUUUUUUCAUUAGGAUUUUUGUUUGAUGUUCUUAUUUAUCUUAUAGGAGAAGUUUUAUCGCAGCCCGCGUUUCUUGUUUUUCAAUGUAUUAAAUACCAAAAAAAAUUUAAUUCAGUCAAGAGCUUGCCUUUAUGGUGAUGUUUUGAGCAGAUAACUCCCAGUGAAAACUUCCAGUUGGCUGUACUAAUGAGCCCACUAGGCCAAAGAACCACUAAUAUAUUGACCUAGUGUGGUUGUCCCCUCUCUCUCUCUCUCUCUCUCUCUCUCUCUACCUAUCUAUCCAUCUCUUGCUUUAGAUCACUCACAGGGUUUAAGCAUUGCUGAUAGCCUCCUGGUGUUGCUCUCCAUGAUGGAAUGCAUGUUCAUGAGCUGCACCCUCUCUUGUUUCAGGGACUGAAACGCCUAAAGAAGCUGAACCCCGGGGGUAGGCCGGCGGUCGGCGGUGGCAGUGGCGGUGGCGGUGCCACUGCCACCAGCAGCGUCCAUCCCAGAGAAGCUGUCCCUCCUCUUGUCAAGAAGAAGACCUGUGCUCGGCCCAAACAGCCGCAGCCAUGGGUCUGGAGUGAGCCCACCCCCAGGGAGCAUUCUCCCAUCGGAGGUGGGCAGCGGCGGACCAAGGUCAGAGGCCCCUCGGAGGGAGAAUCCGGCUCGAGGUGGUUCUGGUGAGCGGCGGCUCUCUCUCUCACUCUUUAACAAACGGUGGCUCCGGCGGCCCGUGACCAACAAGGGGAAAGAUCUCUGAGUACAUUAGGUGAGGUGUGGUGGCGGUAGUCUGAUUCUUUGUGCUGGCCUCGAAUUGGAGGCGGCGGCACGGCCAUUUUUAUCCCGCUUGUACAGGCCGGAGGAGGUCCUCGGCGGGGAUUUAACGGCAUUUGAUGCUCUCUCUCUCUCUCCCAGCUCCUCUUCUCACCAACUUUCUUUCUCCACCUUUUCCUUUCCGUUAGAGAGAGAGAGGGAGAAUGAGAGAGAGAUUUGACUAGAUUCCUAAUAUCUUCUCAGCAACUUUCUUUACCUUCUCCUUGCAGUUAGCGAGAGAGAGAGAGAGAGAGAGAGAGAGAGAGAGAGAGAGAUCUCCUGGGUAAGCUCGAACUCCUAGUCUCUUCUCCGCAACUUCCUCUCCCUUUCCUUGCCGUUAGAGAGAGAAAGAGAGAGAGAUAGGACUCGAUUAUCUGCUAGGAAGGCUAAAAUUCAUAGUAUCUCCCAUCGUGCUUUGAUUUUCAGGAUCAAUUAUGGUCUCUCCCCCCUUCCUCUCUCUCUCUCUCUCUCUCUCUCUCUCGCUCUCUAUCUAUCUAUCUAUCUCUGCCCUGGAAUCCUGGGCCCAGGCCCAGACAAGGCCAAAACGGUAACCGAUAUUAUUGGGCCUCUAGUUAGCAGGUCCACGUAGUUACGAAGCUUUAAUAUAUCCCGGUGACCACAUCUCUGUAGGGCCCACAUCGAUGGACGUAGCGCACCGUCUGUACAACCGACAUCUCGUCCAGUCUGGCCGCGAAGGCGGUGGCCAUACUGUAAUCGAAAGGAGGUGAUCUUAUCUCCCGUGGGGCCCGAAACCCUGGGCCUGCUCAACAAUCAGGUUAUUGGGCCAUAACACUGGGCCGACCCACGAUUACACCAUAAUACCCUCCUUUGGGCCGGCUUUGGGGAUACGUGGCUCGUUAAAAAAAAAAAGAUAGGGAGCAGUGAUCCUGCCUACGUAAUUAGUAAAGAUUGGGGAGUUUUUAUUGAGAGAUUCUUUGGGACGCGAAGGAGCGAGAAGAUGCGUCUGCUUGUCAUCGCCGGCGAUCGCUUUCCGCCGCGGGGGAAUCCAUCGCCUCUCCUUGGCUGAACCGGGGGAGCAUCGUCGGAGCUGCGGCGGCAGGCGAAGAGCUUCCGUCUCUUCUUCUUCUCCUCCAUUCCUCUCCCGGCCAGGUGCUCGCUGGCGUCUUCGAAUCCGUGUGGCCACCGAUUUCUCCAAGAAUCGCCUGGUAUUAUCAUUUUGGAUUACCUUCACGCCGCCUUUGGCUCAAAUUUAGUCAAUUUAUUUCAAAAUAUACUAAAUUAUAAAACAAAAAUGCCUAUUAUCUGUCCGCUUGCGAUUGUAUAUGGGCUAGUCGCCGUUUGUCGGCUUGGCUUCGCAAUUGCUCUCAUGUAGUGGUUGACCAUAAGAGCAUUAUGGAUCUUCUUAAUUUGGGAUCCUAAAUCUUCUGUUUCUGUCCCCACGACGAUCCUCUAUCAUUUGAUGGCUUCGUGUUCAGUUUUUUUUUCCAUCAACCUACGGUGGGGGAAAAUUGCUCCGUAAAUCACUUUUAUUCAUGAUCAGCGUGAAUUUGUUCUCAUAUUUUCGUUUGUCUUAAUCGAUGAAAUAACGAGGAAGUAGUUAAGUUGCAUGCCUGAACUUGGAAGGGGGUUCGUCUGUUGAUAUGCAAAUUUGCAAGGAACUCUCAUUUGAUUCAUAUGAAACUAGAAAUAUUCUGGUGAUUCGAGGGAGCAAAUAUUUUAUGUCAUAUUUCACCGGUAUAUAUUAUCUUGAAAGAGAAAUUUUGCGCUGGGCUGUCGGCUAGUCUCAUAUCAUUGUUUACUGUUCCUCGUCAUAUGCUUAUUCUAGUGCCCCAGCACAUACCUAAAAUUUUAUGGGGAAUUCAUGCGGGUAUAGGCCUUAUUAUUCAUCCGGUUUACAUGGAUGAACCUAUUACCAGCGAGCCUCCAAACUGGGGUCGACCCAAGCUUUUAAGGGAUAUAUUUCAGUGCCUGUCCUUGUGGAAGAUGAUGCAUUACAGGUGCAUUUUAAUUUUUUAAAGCUCCAUGGUUUGAUGUAGAAAUGCAAUUCUCGUUGCUACAACAUGGAGUUGUUGGAUCUACUCAGAAAAUAUUUUGAAUGUGGUUGACUGAACUACAGAGGACAGCUAAAAGUGGAUGGGUUCCACCCAGAUCUAUCCUUCAGCAUUCCCGGAAAAUGUUUUCUGUCGUGUCAGAUGUUCUUCUCUUCAGGGUGAACUAAAGUUUGGAUGAUAUUGGUGAAGGACUUCGUGGCCCAUGAUCUCGUUAGAUGCAUGAAGGACCCAACCAUACUGGUCCAGAGGCUAGUCAGACCCAAAUCGCUUUAACAAGAAUUGCUCUGGAAAAGAAAGCGCAUUUAUGGUUGUCGAUUUUAUUUUUUUUGGAUGUAGAUCAGUCCUGUGCUUUCUUAAACGUAUUUUUUAGAUGAUGAUAUUCUUUUAUAUGGUAACUACUGACUGCGAAUUGUUUUAAUUAUUUGAUGCAGGUUGGGCUCAGACACGAAGUGAUAUGAUGACUAUGGUUUUCUUUCCUUAGCUGGAGGAUGAGUGACUUCCACCAUAGCUUGCUUCGAUUCGAUGUCUUCUGAUUGUUUAAUGGAUAGAAGACGACACAUUGCUAUCUUUACGACAGCAAGCCUCCCAUGGAUGACUGGAACUGCUGUCAAUCCUCUUUUUCGUGCAGCUUACCUUGAAAAGGCUGGAGAUUGGAAGGUCACCCUGGCAAUUCCAUGGCUAUCUUUGAAGGAUCAGGAGUUAGUUUAUCCAGGUAAAAUUGCAUUUGCUUCUCCGAGGGAGCAUGAAAACUAUGUUCGUCAGUGGGUUCAAGAAAGGACGGGAUUGAUUUCAGGUUUCAAAAUUGGCUUCUACCCUGGAAAGGUAAAUCUUCUUUGCCCAUGUUGGCAUCUACCAGAUGGAUGUCAAAACCAUUUUCAAGGUCUUUAAAUAGAUGCAACGUGUAAUACGGGGAAGUUAAUCCCAGAAACAAGGUGACAAAACAGCACUUGAAAAAUGUGGCGAAAGAGAAAUUGUUUGAACAUUUAAAAAUAAAAUUUAUAUUUAAAAUUUUUAAAGCUUCGCGCACAUUUAGAUGGUUUAUAUUAGUAUAAAGUUGAUAUGAUAUUUGUGUUAUGUUGCUUACUUCAAUGAUAACUAUGUAUUUCACAUUUCGGGCAUCCCUAACUCUUACUUUAUUCGUAUAAAUUUCAUGGUGUUUAAUCUUAAAAUAAUAAAGCUCAAGGAUAACUCUGAAAUUUGUGGUACAAGGAUCCAAUGAUGAAACUACCUCUCUCUCUCUCUCUCUCUCUCUCUCUCUGGUUUGCCAUCCGGGGUGGACCGGAUGCGGCAAACCCAAGUUGGGAAACUGUUCCAGCCAUCCCAUCAUGAUCCUAACCUUAUCAAGCUUUUUCUUUGACAUGCAUUGGAGACGGCAUACUUGGAACUCUUUAGAAUGUGACCAUACGGCCCCUAUCAUCCUCAGAAUACUUGUCCCAGAGGACUAGUCUUGAGUGAGGAUCAAAAUCACCCCUGACAGAUUGGAGUCUGGAGUCAUGACCCCUGUUUCUUGAUUAUUAUCGGUAUAAGUGUAAUCUUCACUCUGGAAAACGGUUGCCCUAGUCGCCUUGCGUUCAGUGCCUCUAGCAGUCAUAACUUCAUCGCCGUCAAACGCUAUGUAGAAUCACAUGAAACGUUUGUAAUCAUGUGCUUUUCUCUCUUCUACUCCUCUUGUAUUAAUCUUCUCCUCUCUCUAGCUCGCUCUCUGUUUCCUCAUGUGGGCGACUAGUAAUCAGUCAUCGCAUGACCAUAGAUUGAAACUUCGGCCAUUUUCUCUGGUUGUUACUUAUUUAAUAUGCAGCCUAUAAUACUUCACGGUAGGACAGCUUCUGGGUUCAGCUUGGAGCCUCCAGACUCAUCAAUGAACCCAUUUAAUCUUGGUCUCCACCUUCCCAAUCUUUUAGAAAAAAAAAACGUUGUGUCGUACAGCUGCUCUCUGAAACUGUCGUAUUGCUUGUGGUAAUGGCAGAAAGUACGGAUAUAACUUGCUAUUUUUUACGAUGCUUGAUGAAUAAACUGCGACUUAUUUCAUUUUCAGUUCUCCAAAGACAAAAGGAGCAUCCUACCCGUCGGGGAUAUUACAGAAGUCAUCCCGGAUGAAGAGGCCGACAUUGCUGUUCUUGAGGAGCCUGAGCAUCUCACGUGGUACCAUCAUGGCCGAAGGUGGAAAACCAAAUUCAGGCGAGUUAUAGGAAUCGUCCACACCAAUUACUUGGAGUACGUAAAGAGAGAGAAAAACGGGCUCAUCCAGGCCUUCUUUCUGAAGCAUAUCAAUAACUGGGUCACCCACAUCUACUGCCACAAGGUAAGCUUUUAAAGCAGGUAAAUUUAUCGCUUUUCUGGCCUUCCAGUUCCUCCCUAUACAGGACUCCUCUGCUUUGUUUUUUUUUUCUUAUGAGGCUGGAGAAUUUGAUUCAGGCCUGGAAGGCAUGAUUCUACAGGGAAAUUCCGGCCGUAUUUUUUUACCUUUUUUUUUUAUAUAAAAAAGGGCCGCUGUCAUGGCCCACUGAUCUUACCGAAGCAUCUUAAGGUAUCCAAUCGUGAUAUUCUAGUCUGUAUGGGGAGAGGGGGGGGGGGGGACAUUAAUGGGCCCCCCUAGAAGAUCACUUUUAAGGCAUGAAUGGUAA
Molecule: messenger RNA, 20645 nt
Organism: Spirodela intermedia
Lineage: Eukaryota; Viridiplantae; Streptophyta; Magnoliopsida; Alismatales; Araceae
Source: the annotation of a GenBank genome assembly